Messenger RNA from Saccostrea echinata, 1503 nucleotides. RefSeq lists its product as uncharacterized. Gene Ontology annotation, molecular function: G protein-coupled receptor activity. The record is from RefSeq and is a predicted model, not a curated record. The coding region runs from base 255 to 1196 and encodes 313 amino acids. Gene Ontology annotation, biological process: G protein-coupled receptor signaling pathway. Gene Ontology annotation, cellular component: membrane. Lineage: Eukaryota; Metazoa; Mollusca; Bivalvia; Ostreida; Ostreidae. The transcript has 2 exons.
UCCGGGACAAAUCUCAGGCCUUAAAUUUCAUAAUUUUAGUCGACAUGACACUGAAAUAUCGACUGCGUUUACAGCUGCAGUUAAACUUUUCUGCUUUCAUUUGUUGCUCUUUAGCAAAAUCAUUGAGUGAUCGAUUGAAUUAUAAAGGACUGCGCAAAUGUGCUUCUAGCACCAUUUUUGAUCUCUAUUGCUGAACGAAGCAAUGCUGGGCAUUGUCUGAUUUAGACUAAAAAGCCAACAGAUUAAAUGCAAGAAUGAAUAUUUCGGACGCAAGUCGACCAGAGUUUAUCAUACCGGUAUACUUGGAGCUAGAAGAAUUGGAGUAUGCAGUUGGCGUUGUGUUCUUGACAACACUGGGGAUACUUGGAAAUAUAAUAGCUAUCUUAAAAAUAGUGUGUGAUCCUACCUUUCAUAAGCCGACAUAUAUUGUUUUGGCUACCUUGAUUUUCGCUGAUUUUAUUUGUUUGAUACAGUAUAUUGUCCAUGCUGCAGUUGAAAACGUGAACAGACCUAUAGGAAAUGAGUACGGGGAAUUUUUCAUGGCACUGACAUAUACGACCACGCAUGCGUCUGCGGCCCACGUGAUUUUGUUUCUAGGGCUUCGAUACUUUUACAUACGAAAUCCAAUCAAAGCACGUCUUAUACAAACCAGUGCAAUCAUCAGGUGGUCCAUUUCGCUUUGGAUAUUCAGUGCGGUGUUUGGUGCUCUUUAUCAUGUCUUUCGGUUUUGCAUUCCUAGAAUUGACAUACAAGUUGUCGUUCUUAGUUUUCGAGGAUACUUGUUAAUAGUACCAGUGUGCUUCAUGGUAUUUUUUCAUAUUCAAAAAGUGCAUGAGUUGCACCAUGCUAUCAACAUACCCGGGCUUAAUCGUCAUAUCCGGCGAAUGUCGCGCAUGCUCUCCGUGAUUGUUUUCAUUUAUAUAUUAUCAGCAUUACUAUUUCCCAUCUGUUUUAUACUCAAUUACAACAAAGUUUGUAAAGACGAAAAAGAAUGUACACACAUUUUAAUCAUUGCUAGAAUCAUGUGGCUUGUGAAUGUUUCCGCCAAUCCAAUAAUUUACUUCAUCUACACAAGCAAAGCUCGGGUGUUAUUCAGAGCAAUAUUUAAGAAAUUUAUUAGAAGACACAGGCAUUCCAGAAGGGAUUUAAUCGGCACACAAGUCCCGCCCUCUCCGGUGAUCUCAACGAAAUUAUAAGUUUUCAGUAUAUUAAUGUACAUGUAUGUACACGAUGAAGCCAUUCUACCUCAACUGGUGAAAGGAUAAUCAAAACCAAAAUCCGUAUGAUGUUUAUUCAUGAAUCUAGGUGUGAGUCGUUUGUUUGUUUGUUUUUUAACUCAGUCGAGCCUUUCAGACCAGACAGGUUAUCAUCAUGAUAUAAACAUUUUCGUACAUUUUUAUGCAGGGGUACUGUGUAAUAAAAAUUCGGUUCACGGGCCUCAAAUCUCGCCUGCUUUAUUUUUGUUUCUAAUAAAAUAUUUGAAAUAAAAUUUGUGCAAUUGAA